UGCCCAGCGCUAUGGCCCAGCGGCGGCCGGGAGCCCGGGGGAGCCCCGAGGCAGGGGAGCCCGGCCCGCAGCUGGCGGCGGGGAGCUGCCCCGUGCAGAUCCGAGUGGCCGUCCAGGCGGCCGCGGCGGAGGAGGAGGAGGAAGGCGGCGAGGCUGCGAGCCCGGCGGCGCGGGGCGGCGGCAGCUGCAGCGAGGAGGACUCGGGGCGGUGCGGGCGCUCCAGUGGUGGAGAAAAUGAUGACGACUCUGACCAGAACUGGAAACCACCAGAAAAUGACCUGAUCCAGAAGUUAAUAGCACAGAUUGAAUAUUACUUCUCAGAUGAGAACCUUGAGAAAGAUGCCUUCCUUCUAAAGCAUGUGAGAAGAAAUAAGAUGGGCUAUGUCAGUGUUAAACUCCUCACUUCUUUUAAGAAGGUGAAACACCUCACCCGUGACUGGAGAACCACAGCCUAUGCACUGAAGUACUCAGACACUCUUGAGCUCAAUGAUGAUAACAGGAAGGUUAGAAGAAUUACUCCAGUUCCAGUGUUUUCAAGUGAAAACCUCCCUACCAGGAUGUUACUGGUGUAUGAUAUCCACAUGGAACUGCAGGCUCUCAGCAAACAACAAGAGAAUGGAUGCAUGCAAGAAAGGAUAAUGGAGCAUCUCCUCAGAACCUUUGUAACUUUUGGUGUCAUUUCAUCAGUUCGUAUUCUUAAGCCUGGUAGGGACCUACCACCUGACAUCAGGAGGGUCAGCAAUCGGUACCCCCAGCUGGGAACUCAGGAAUGUGCAAUUAUAGAGUUUGAAGAAGUAGAUGCUGCCGUACGUGCUCAUGACUUCAUGUGUGCUGAAAAGAAAGAGACUGGCAUUAAAGUUGUCCUAAUAGGCAUGAAACCUCCAAAGAAAAAAGUUCCCAAAGACAAGAACCAUGAUGAAGAUACUGGCAAGAGUCUUAGGAAGGCUAGAUCCCUUAACAAAAGGGUUGAGGAACUUCAGUUUGUCGGUGAUGAGUCUUCAGCAAACAGCUCUUCUGACCCAGAGAGUAACCCUACAUCUCCAUUGUCAGGACGCAGGAACACCACAAGUAAUUUGAGCCCCGUCAUUCAUCCAACCAACCAUUUGAGUCCUCAUGUGUCACCCAGAUCAAGUCCUUGGAACAGUCCAUCCUCGCUAAGAAAAACAACAAAAAAGUCUCCUCUGGCUGAAGACAGAAAGCUUAAUCCAAGCACUAGUCCUGAAAUUCCAAGAAAAUGUACAGAUUAUUCCUCAGAUAGCAGUAUCACUCCUUCUGGUAGCCCCUGGGUACAGAGAAGGAAAGCUCAACCUGUAAGACAGGAGAAGAGCCCUGUCAGUAGCCCCAUGUUAGCUCGGAAAAUACAAAAUGCAGAUGGUCUGCCCGUGGGGGUGCUGAGGCUGCCCAAGGGUCCUGAUGGCACUAGGGGCUUCCACAGUGGAUGUGAACAAAGGAAGGCUACAAAGAAUGAAUAAAUCAUUCUUUUAAAAAAUGUCACAGGUCAGUCAACUGCUUUUGUUCAAUCCUGGUGAAAAACUGUCACUUGAGUGACUAAGCUAGGUCAUUAUUUAAUUUUAAAAUAUUUUGUAUUCAUAUAGAGACUUUAUUAUUUGUUUAUUCGCUUCACAGAACCAGAGGAUGGUUGAGGUUGGGAAGCAUCUCUGGAGAUUGGCCAGUCCACCUCCUUUGCAGGGUCCACUGCAGCAGGUCACUGAGGGGUUUCAGUAUCUGCAAGGAGAGACUCCCCAAUCUCUCUGGGCAUUGUGUUCAGCCAUCCACACAGGAAAAAGUGUUUCCUUACAUUCAGGUGGCAUUUUCUUUGUUUUGUGCCCCUUUUCCUAUUACUGUGGAUUUCUGAGAAUAGCCUAGCUCCAUCUUCUUCACUCUUUCCCAUCAGAUAUUUAAAAAAAAACACUGAUGAGAUCUGCCCUGAGCCUUCUCUUCUCCAGUCUAACCAGCCCCAGCUCUCUAGCCCUCUCAUGAGAGCUGUUCGUGUCUCUUAAUCAUCUUAUGGACUUACCUAAUGCAAUGCCCUCAUCUGCAUUAUUGUUUUAAAAUGUAUUAGUUUGAAACAGACAUAAAUCCUUCAUGUAACUACAUUAUUUGCAAAGCAGCAGUGUGUAAAUACUUAGAGUGGUUGUAUUAGAAGCUGUUGGUGCAUUACCAGUCUAAUCAUAAGGAAUUAAGGUUUUAAAGACUGUCUCAAAAGGAACUGAGAAACUUAUGCUACAGGGAGCAGUUGCUGCUUGCAUACAUCUCCAAAGAUGAUAAUGUUUAGUUGGACCAAAGUGUGUAUUUUUGUGUGAUGUGAAUGAAGACUCUGAACAUUGAAGAUUGUUCUGGAAGGGUUAUCUCACAUUAUGAGAUGGAAAUAAAUGAAAUUACUAACUUGG
Apus apus (common swift) is the source of this 2390-nucleotide messenger RNA. RefSeq names its product La ribonucleoprotein 6, translational regulator (gene LARP6). Gene Ontology annotation, biological process: RNA processing. The coding region runs from base 12 to 1472 and encodes 486 amino acids. The record is from RefSeq and is a predicted model, not a curated record. Gene Ontology annotation, cellular component: nucleus. The transcript is spliced from 3 exons. NCBI's taxonomy places the organism in Eukaryota, Metazoa, Chordata, Aves, Apodiformes, Apodidae. Gene Ontology annotation, molecular function: mRNA binding.